AAAUUUAGGAUUCUUUGAUUGGCCAGAAUGACACGAAUUCCUUUUGAUGACGUCAUACAGCAACGCAUGAGACGCCAUUGCCGUGAAGAAACGCCAUCUUUGUCUCCGUCCGUUGGUGGUCGCUUUGGGUGAUUUGUAUCGACCCGCCAGCGAUCAUCUGUCAUUUUAGCUGGCCUCAAUAUCAAGUGACUGGUGUAUACAUAUUCGAAUUCUCGUGCGUUUUGGAUAAUCUCUGCCUGGCCAGUUCUCCAGUAGAGGUUGUUAGAAGGCUGGCAUCUUGCAGCGCCACGUGGCGCUAUCGUCUACAGAGUUUCCGUGAAGACCCUUUCUGUCAAUUUAACUAGGCCAACAAACAGUGAUAAUAGGCCCUGUCGCAAAAAUGACAGACAUGGCAAAGAUGACCAUAUAUGACAGUGCCGGCCUGGCCGAGCUGGCACACCGCGAGUACCAGGCCGGCGACUACGAGAACGCCGAGCGCCACUGCAUGCAGCUGUGGCGCCAGGAGCCGCACAACACGGGCGUGCUGCUGCUCCUAUCGUCCAUCCACUUCCAGUGCCGGCGGCUGGAGAAAUCCGCGCACUUCAGCGCCAUGGCCAUCAAACACAACCCGAUCCUGGCCGAGGCCUACAGCAACCUAGGCAACGUGUACAAGGAGCGCGGCCAGCUGCAGGAGGCGCUCGACAACUACCGGCACGCCGUGCGCCUGAAGCCAGACUUCAUCGACGGCUACAUCAACUUAGCGGCGGCGCUGGUGGCUGCCGGCGACCUGGAGGGCGCCGUGCAGGCCUACGUGUCGGCGCUGCAGUAUAACCCGGACCUUUACUGCGUCCGCAGUGAUCUCGGCAAUCUUCUGAAGGCUCUAGGCAGGCUAGACGAGGCCAAGGGCUGCUACCUGAAGGCUAUUGAGACCAGGCCCGACUUCGCCGUGGCCUGGAGCAACCUGGGCUGCGUGUUCAACGCGCAGGGCGAGAUAUGGCUGGCGAUCCACCACUUCGAGAAGGCGGUGGCGCUCGACCCCAACUUCCUGGACGCCUACAUCAACCUGGGGAACGUGCUGAAGGAGGCGCGCAUCUUCGAUCGGGCGGCGGCCGCCUACCUGCGCGCUCUCAACCUGUCGCCCAACCACGCGGUGGUGCACGGAAACCUGGCCUGCGUCUACUACGAGCAGGGUCUGAUCGACCACGCCAUCGACACGUACCGACAUGCCAUCGAGCUGCAGCCCAACUUCCCCGACGCCUACUGCAACCUGGCCAACGCCCUGAAGGAGAAGGGCCUGGUGACGGAGUCGGAGGAGUGCUACAACACGGCUCUGCGGCUGAUGCCCACCCACGCCGACAGCCUGAACAACCUGGCCAACAUUAAACGUGAACAGGGAUUCACGGAGGAGGCCAUCAGGCUCUACUGCAAGGCUCUGGAGGUGUUCCCGGAGUUCGCAGCGGCACACUCCAACCUGGCCUCGGUACUCCAGCAGCAAGGCAAACUCAACGAGGCACUGAUGCACUACAAGGAGGCCAUCCGGAUCCAGCCUACGUUCGCAGACGCCUACAGCAACAUGGGCAACACGCUGAAGGAGAUGCAGGACAUUCAGGCGGCGCUGCAGUGCUACACGCGCGCCAUCCAGAUCAACCCGGCGUUCGCAGACGCUCACAGCAACCUGGCCUCCAUUCACAAGGACUCUGGGAAUAUCCCGGAGGCUAUCCAGUCGUACCGGACGGCCCUGCGGCUGAAGCCAGACUUCCCGGACGCCUACUGCAAUCUGGCGCACUGCCAGCAGAUCGUCUGCGACUGGACCGACUACGAUGCGCGCAUGAAGAAACUCAUCUCGAUCGUGGCCGAUCAGCUGGAGCGCAACCGCCUGCCGUCGGUCCACCCGCACCACAGCAUGCUCUACCCGCUGUCCCAUGAGUUUAGGAAGGCCAUCGCCAACCGGCACGCCAACCUGUGCCUGGAGAAGAUCGCUGUGCUACACAAGUCGCCCUACAAGUACCCCACGGAGCUGGCGCCUGACGGCCGUCUGCGCAUCGGCUACGUGUCGUCUGACUUCUGCAACCACCCGACGUCGCACCUGAUGCAGAGCAUCCCCGGCUUCCACCGUGCCGAUAAGGUGGAGGUGUUCUGCUACAGUCUCAGUCCCGACGACGGCACCAACUUCCGACAGAAGAUCGCCAGGGAGGCCGAACACUUUGUCGACCUCAGCCAGAUCCCGUGCAACGGCAAGGCGGCCGACCGCAUCAACGCCGACGGAAUCCACGUCCUGCUGAACAUGAACGGCUACACGAAGGGCGCGCGUAACGAGAUAUUCGCGCUGCGGCCGGCUCCAAUCCAGGUGAUGUGGCUGGGCUACCCGGGCACCAGCGGCGCCUCCUACAUGGACUACAUCGUCACGGACGCCGUGACGUCGCCGCUCCAGCUGGCUCACCAGUACAGCGAGAAGCUGGCCUACAUGCCGGACACGUUCUUCAUCGGCGACCACAUGCAGAUGUUCCCGCACCUCAAGGAGCGGGUCGUCAUUGACGGCCAGAACAAGCUGGCGUCCAGUGUGGCCGACAACGUGGCCAUCAUCAACGCCACCGACCUCUCCCCGGUGCUGGAGAACACGCAGACCAAGACGCACAAGGAGCGCGUCAAUACGAGCGGCCAGGACGGCGACGCGGCCACCACCGAGGUGAAGCUGACGGUGGCGCAGCUGCCGUCCACCACCGGCAUCGAGACCAUGAUCCAGAGCGGGCAGCUGCAAACCCAGGUGAAUGGGCUGACCAUCCAGAACGGCCUGGCCACGCCGCAGACUGAGCCCAAGGCCGCCUCCGGCGAGGAGGUGCCCAAGUCGAUCCUGGUCACCACGCGCCAGCAGUACGGCCUCCCGGAGAAGGCCAUCGUGUACUGCAACUUCAACCAGCUCUACAAGAUCGACCCGAGCACGCUGAAAAUGUGGAUCGCGAUUCUGAAGGCGGUGCCCAACUCUGUGAUGUGGCUGCUGCGUUUCCCGGCCGUGGGCGAGGCGAACCUCUCCGCCACCGCCCAGGCGCACGGCUUGCCCGCCAACCGACUCGUCUUCAGUAACGUGGCCGUCAAGGAGGAGCACGUACGCCGCGGCCAGCUGGCCGACGUGUGUCUAGACACGCCGCUCUGCAACGGACACACCACCGGCAUGGACGUGCUCUGGGCGGGAACGCCCAUGGUGACGCUAGUCGGCGAGACCCUGGCGUCUCGCGUGGCGGCCUCCCAGCUCACGGCUCUCGGCUGUCCAGAGCUGAUUGCCACCACACGCAGCCAGUACGAGCAGAUCGCCAUCAAGCUGGGAACCGAUCCCGACUACCUGAAGUCGGUGCGCUCCAAGGUGUGGGAGGCGCGCGUCACGCGACCCCUGUUCAGCUGCAGUCGGUACGCGGUGAACCUGGAGCGUCUGCUGCUCCGUCUCUGGGAGCGCUACCAGCGCGGUGAGAAGCCCGACCACCUCACCGACUGGUAGGCGGGGACACUAGUGACGUGAACAGGACUGGGGAGACGCUAGGACGCAGCUGGCGAUGUGUGUUGGAUAGCGGAGUGGUGCGCCGCUCCGCCGCUGUGACAAGCACACCGGGUAACAUGGACCUGAGAACGUGACGCGUGACGAGAGCGUGACGGAUCGCCCGAGCGGGCGAACGCCGACGGGCGGCACUGUAUAUAUUAGGCUCUGACUGACCCCGUCUGUGGCGCGCUCGCUGGGGACUCGCCCCGGGGCGGUGCGACUUUGUGUGGUGCACGCACCGCGCUGUGUAUCGUGAGUGCUCACCGCUUACCUGAGUGGCACCGAAGUGCACCGUUUGGGCUUUGAGGGGCGUGAGACGAGGCUCGCCUGACGAGCCGGUGUGUGUCCUGCGGGUGUGCGCUCCGCACUCGCCGGCGACUGGGCGUGUGUGUUGGGUGGAAAGUAAACCGCUCCCGUGGGCACUCUUGCGAGUUCCUGCUGGAUGGAACGGAUGGCGAGCGCCGUCCGCUGGGCAUAUUUCACAUAAGUAGCGUAGCUUCAGUGACGCGGGCGGGGCGCCGCGACCCCCGGGUCGCACCUGCUGUCGAUGUCUGUAGACUCGGUGUGCGCCGUUCCGGACGCGGUGCGCCGGCCGGCGGAGCGCGGACUCCGUGUGUCGUGACGCUUAGCCGGGCGCGGCGCCGGGCUCCCGUACCGCCGCUUUCUGUAUGAUAUAUUCGUGAAUUGUGUGCGCGAUUGUGGGUAUGUGUGAGGCUCAUGCCGGGCUGGCGAGUGUUGUAGGAGGCUGGUUUGUCGAGUGCUUGCCGUAGCGUAGGACUGUUCGACAUUCAUGUGAUACUUCCCUCCUGUAGCAGAAUAUAUUCUGGUGAGCAUUGAUAAA
Amphibalanus amphitrite is the source of this 4349-nucleotide messenger RNA. RefSeq names its product UDP-N-acetylglucosamine--peptide N-acetylglucosaminyltransferase 110 kDa subunit-like. Gene Ontology annotation, biological process: protein O-linked glycosylation. Gene Ontology annotation, molecular function: protein binding; protein N-acetylglucosaminyltransferase activity. The record is from RefSeq and is a predicted model, not a curated record. The transcript has 16 exons. The coding region runs from base 380 to 3469 and encodes 1029 amino acids. NCBI's taxonomy places the organism in Eukaryota, Metazoa, Arthropoda, Thecostraca, Balanomorpha, Balanidae.